Molecule: messenger RNA, 897 nt
Organism: Zymoseptoria tritici IPO323
Lineage: Eukaryota; Fungi; Ascomycota; Dothideomycetes; Mycosphaerellales; Mycosphaerellaceae
Exons: 3
Biological process (GO): tRNA processing
Molecular function (GO): flavin adenine dinucleotide binding; tRNA dihydrouridine synthase activity
Source: RefSeq, a predicted model, not a curated record
CCAAUAUCUAGGUACAGCAAGUUGCCCUUUCGACUUCUGGCUCGUCAGUAUGGAACCGAUAUCACAUACGUCCCAAUGAUGCUGGCACACGAGUUCAUUCGUUCUCAUAUUGCUCGAGACGCGGACUUUACGACGCAUCCGCUGGAGCGGGAAAGGACCCCGGACGGCAGAGAGCAUGCAGUGAUCGCUCAAUUUGCUUCCUCGGAUCCAAUCGAGUUCGCUCGUGCUGCGGAAAUGAUUGCACCUUGGGUCGAUGGCGUGGAUUUGAACUGUGGAUGUCCACAGAGCUGGGCGAUCAAGGAAGGUAUCGGCUGCUCCUUGAUGGAGAAGCCUGAGCUGAUGGCAGCCAUCAUCAGAGCUGCCAAAGACGUUCUUCCUCCAGAGAAGAGUGUCAGUUGUAAGAUCCGCGUACACAAAGACCUCAGCAAAACGAUCAAGCUCGUCCAGAUUGUCCAACAAGCCGGAGUGGACUUCAUCACCGUCCACGGUCGGACACGAAGUCAAAGAUCUAGCACGCCACCUGACUAUGCCGCAAUUCUCAGCCUGCGUCCACAUGUCACAGUGCCCCUUAUUGCGAAUGGCGAUGCUUAUACGCUCUCGGAUGUCAGCAAGAUCGCAUCGCUCACUUCCGCCGAUGGAGUCAUGGCAGCUCGAGGCAUUCUCGAGAACCCAGCAAUGUUUGCUGAUCACGAUGUCUCACCAGUAGAAUGCGCUAAGGACUUCAUCGAAUGGGCAAUACGAUGUCCAAUCCCAUUCCCUCUGGUCCUGCAUCACGUCGGUGAGAUCACAGCGAGAAUGCCGGGCAUGAACAAGAAGGAGAAGAAAGUCCUGCAGGAAUGUCAAGACCUCAUGGAGCUGGUUGACUUUAUUGACGAUCGAUGGGGAAAGUCCAGAUGA